AUGUUGAUUGACAAUUGGACCUUCACCUCUGAGAGCCCGCAACUGUUCAUCAGUGUGUUGCUCUGUGCUGCUGUAAAUGUCAUUGGUGUUGCCGUGUAUCGUAUCUUUUUUCAUCCGCUGGCUCAUAUCCCCGGGCCUCUAUUAGCGGGAGUGACUUCUCUUUAUUGCUACUGGUAUAAUGCUCGCGGUGGACGAUUUUACUUGCAGAUACAGAGGCUACACGAACAAUAUGGACCCGUCGUUCGCAUCACUCCAAACGAAGUCCAUCUGAGCGAUCCAAACAACCUAGAGAAGAUCUACAGCAUCGGCUCACGAUACGGAAAGCAUGGCGACUUCUAUCGCGCCGUUGGUCCAGAGAGACCAUCACUAGCAACAGAGAGUCCCGAAGCCCACCGGAUCAAACGAUCAGCCAUAAACCCAUUCUUCUCGCGCAGAAAGGUCUUGUCCCUGGAAGAGAUAGUACAAGACGCAGCCAAAAAAAUAGUCUCGCGCAUGCAGUCGGCCUUUGAGACCUUAGGACGUCUUGAUCUCCAUUAUGCCUUUCGGGCAGUGUCUGUGGAUGUCAUCACCGACUAUGCCUUUGACGAGUCGUACAAGUUGCUGGAUGCGCCAGACUUUGGGAAGGAAUUCUUCGAUGUGAUCCGUGACUUUGGUCCGGCAACGUUGUUCUUUCAGACCUUCCCAACCAUUCGCUAUGUUGCUUUGCGAGUGCCUAGCUGGCUAGCCAUGUUGCUAAAGAAGCCCUGGGGUAGCAUGCUGCAGCAUCAACAGAAUGCUCGCAACCAGGUCCUCCGCGUCAAGGAUGCCGUGGACAAGGGAGAGAAGUCGAACCGGACUAUAUUCCACCACCUUCUUCAGCUCGAUGAUGUGGAAGGCUACGAGCCAUCAGUGGACUAUCUCGCGGACGAGGCAUAUAUUGUCCUUGGGGCUGCGGCGGAUACCACUGGGAAUGCGCUUACGAUUGCGACUUACAAUACUGUGAUCAAUCCGGACAUUUACAAACAGUUGACGGCCGAGUUGACGGAGGCAUUUCCUGAUCCAGAUGCCGAUAUAAAUCUCACAUCACUCGAGAAGUUACCGUACUUGACGGGUGUCAUCAAGGAAGCGUUACGGUAUCUCUCCUUUGGUGUCCCCGGUCGACUCCCACGAGUUGUUCCCAAAGGUGGUGCACAAUUCAACGGACACACAGUUCCAGAGGGUACCGUCAUUAGUAUGAGUACAUGGAUCAUGCACCACAACGAAGAAAUCUUCCCAGACUCCUACAAGUUCGAUCCGAACCGCUGGACUAAUCCAGACGUCUGCAAGGCUUUGGAGAAAUACCUGUUCGCUUUUGGAAAGGGAUCUAGACAGUGUGUCGGAAUGCCUCUUGCAUACUGUGAACUGUACGUCACGCUGGGAAGAGUGUUUCGCCAAUUCGGUGACUUGAAGACGAGGAAGAAGAGUCCGGAAGAGCUUGUCUUGAAUGAUUAUUUCUCAGGAUACCAUCCUGUAGAGUAUGCCGGUUUUGUUUUUGAGAAAGCGGUAUAA
Aspergillus glaucus CBS 516.65 is the source of this 1527-nucleotide messenger RNA. RefSeq names its product cytochrome P450. Bases 1 to 1527 code for a protein of 508 amino acids. The transcript is spliced from 7 exons. NCBI's taxonomy places the organism in Eukaryota, Fungi, Ascomycota, Eurotiomycetes, Eurotiales, Aspergillaceae. Gene Ontology annotation, molecular function: oxidoreductase activity, acting on paired donors, with incorporation or reduction of molecular oxygen; monooxygenase activity; iron ion binding. The record is from RefSeq and is a predicted model, not a curated record.